This is a messenger RNA of Nothobranchius furzeri (turquoise killifish), 8572 nucleotides long. Lineage: Eukaryota; Metazoa; Chordata; Actinopteri; Cyprinodontiformes; Nothobranchiidae. The record is from RefSeq and is a predicted model, not a curated record.
UUCCCAGCCCCUCAUCCCAAAGUGACCGUAUGGUCUGAUGUUGCUUCUAAAGACUAGAACACAAACCAACUCCUCCUAUAAAAUUCCUCAAGCUGUUGGGUCUUCCACACCGCUGCAACCCGUUCUCACGCCACACCCUGCCUCUCUCUGCAGGAGACUGCUACAUCCAUCAUGGAUGAGCUUCACAUGCAGUCUGCUUACUGCAUCUCAUUCAUGACUUCAUAUCUGGUUGGCUUCAGCAUAGGCUGUGUUUUAGAGUCCAGAGGGCAUGUCUUCCCUCGGUGCAGCGAUGGAGUCACCGUUCUCUCCUCGCUGCUAAUGCUGCCGCCUGCAGGCAAAGCUUUUAACCAAGAGGAAAGCACAACGUCACACGUUUUCACCAUCCACCUUAGCCUUAAGAACUCGGCCCACAAUUCCUUGCUGCCAGUUGUUAUUGCCUUUUAAAAGACCGACUCACCCUUCCUCCCUCCAUCACUCGCUCUGCCGCCCCCCUCCCUCCCUCUCAUUAUCUUCUUCCUCUCUCUCACCUUCGGAUCUCCUGACACACUUGCUCAGACAUGCUGCUGCUGGCGGUGGUGGGACCUACAGGAUGUGUUUCUCUGCUGUGAGAUUUUACCAGACUUGCUGUUCAGUGAUAUUUCUGCUUUGAUGCCAAGCUGCUGCAGCUGCUGCUCAGAGCUACAGCAGACGUCCGGACAUGUUCCGACGCACCAAAAGUUGUCGUUCGAGCAACAGGAAAAGUCUGAUCCUGACCGCCACCUCUCCCACGCUGCCUCGCCCUCACUCCCCCCUGCCUCUCCCGGGACACCUCGCAGGAAGCAGCCCCCUGGACAGCCCCCGAAACUUCUCCCCAAGCAACCCCGCUCACUUCUCCUUCGCCUCCUCCCGAAGAGCGGAUGGGAGGAGAUGGUCUUUAGCUUCUCUGCCUUCAUCUGGAUAUGGCACCAACACCCCCAGCUCAACGUCCUCCAGCUCAUCCCAGGAGCGCCUGCACCAGCUGCCCUCCCAACCCACCAUGGAUGAGCUCCACUUCCUGUCCAAGCACUUCGGCAGCAGCGAGAGCAUCACUGAUGACGACGGGGGGCGCUGCUCCCCCCACAUGCGCCCUCGCUCCCGCAGCCUCAGCCCAGGACGCUCCUCCACCUGCUACGAUAAUGAGAUAGUCAUGAUGAACCACGUGUACAAAGAACGCUUUCCAAAGGCCACGGCCCAGAUGGAGGAGAGGCUGGCUGAGUUCAUCCAAGCCUUCUCACCAGAGAGCGUUCUUCCUCUGGCCGACGGAGUCCUCAGCUUCAUCCACCACCAGCUAGCUGAACUGGCCAGAGACUGCUUGGCCAAAUCCCAGGAAGGCCUCAUCACAUCCGUCUACUUCUUUGAGCUGCAGGAGAAACUGGAGAAGCUGCUUCAUGAUGCCUUUGAGCGUUCUGAGAGCUCUGAGGUAGCCUUCGUCACAGAGCUGGUGAAAAAGCUUCUCAUCAUCAUCUCCCGACCCGCUCGGCUUUUGGAGUGUCUGGAGUUUAACCCAGAGCAGUUUUAUCAUCUCCUGGAGGCGGCGGAGGAUCACGCUAAGGAGGGCCAUCUGAUGAAAACGGACAUUCCCCGUUACAUCAUCAGCCAGCUGGGACUGACCAGAGACCCCAUUGAAGAGAUGGUAAACCUGGACAGCUACGACGGCGAGGGUCCGAUCACGCCUGAGCCAGACGACUCAGCAGAGGGUAAGAUUAGAUCCAUGAAGCCACCAGGAGAAGCAGACUUCCAGACCAUCAAGCUGAUCAGUAAUGGUGCAUAUGGUGCUGUUUACUUGGUUCGUCACCUGGAGACGCACCAGCGGUUUGCCAUGAAGAAAAUCAACAAGCAAAACCUGAUCCUGAGGAACCAGAUCCAGCAGGCCUUUGUGGAAAGAGACAUCCUCACGUUUGCGGAGAAUCCAUUUGUCGUCUCCAUGUUCUGCUCCUUUGAGACCCGGCGGCACCUCUGCAUGGUCAUGGAGUACGUGGAAGGUGGUGACUGUGCCACGCUGCUGAAGAACAUCGGCGCCCUGCCGGUGGAGAUGGCACGCAUGUACUUUGCAGAGACGGUUCUUGCACUGGAGUACCUACACAACUACGGCAUUGUGCACCGUGACCUCAAACCCGACAACCUCCUGAUAACCUCAAUGGGACACAUCAAGCUGACUGACUUUGGUCUGUCUAAAAUUGGUCUAAUGAGUCUGACCACCAACCUGUAUGAAGGACACAUAGAGAAGGACACACGGGAGUUUUUGGAUAAACAGGUGUGUGGGACUCCAGAGUAUAUUGCCCCAGAGGUGAUUCUCCGUCAGGGCUAUGGGAAGCCGGUGGACUGGUGGGCUAUGGGCAUCAUCCUGUACGAGUUUCUUGUGGGUUGUGUUCCAUUCUUCGGAGACACUCCAGAGGAGCUCUUUGGACAGGUCAUUACAGAUGACAUAGUGUGGCCUGAAGGUGAUGAUGCUCUUCCUGUUGAUGCCCAGCAUCUGAUCUCCUCCCUGCUGCAGACAAACCCACUGGUGCGACUGGGCACAGGUGGUGCUUUUGAAGUCAAGCAGCACUCGUUCUUCACAGCGGUGGACUGGAACAGCCUGCUGCGACAGAAAGCAGAGUUCAUUCCUCACCUGGAGUCGGAGGAAGACACCAGUUAUUUUGACACUCGUUCUGAGCGCUACCAUCAUGUGCAGUCGUACGAUGAAGACGACACCAACGACGACGAACCUGCGGAGAUCCAUCGCUUCUCAUCCUGCUCCCCUCGCUUCAGCAAGGUGUACAGCAGUAUGGAACAUUUGUCUCAGCUGGAGCACAAACCUCACACGGUGACGCUACGGGAACACAAAGUCCCCAGAGAUGACCGAGUCAACAAGAGAGAGGGUCUGGGAGGUGUGACCCUCAGAGAUAAAAGCUGGAGGGCAGGUUCUCCGGAGAUGAAGCGCUUUUCCUGCUCUGAGUCCUCCUUCACUGAGAGCGACUCCAGUCCGCCGUCAGGGGCCCGCAGACGCUUCUCUGCCCUGGUGGACACAUACCGCUUCGCCUCCCCUCUUGAGCUGGACUCCGAGUUGUCUGUUUCUGGAAAACAGCCUCCUGUGAAGACCAGGGGGGCUUCCAUGGAAGAUCAAAAAACUUUCCUUAAAGAUGGGAAUGGCAUCUCCACAGCAGAGAAACUUCUGAGACCUGCUGAUGCAUCGUUGCCUCUGCCGGUCAGUGCGAGUCUGGGGCUGCCUGACCCCCAGGGGCCCCGCGGGGCCACCACAGACCUGGUGCUGCGGAGGGUUCGACACCAACAGCUCUCCGUUGACGGAGAAAAACGGAAUUCACGACCUGGAACUAAAGUGACCAAAUCCGCCUCGACCACUGCUCUGUCUGUCAUCAUCCCAGCAGUGGAGCAGCACGGAGUCUCCCCGCUGCCGAGUCCGAUGUCUCCUCACUCCCUCUCCUCCAAUCCCUCCUCUCGAGACUCCUCCCCCAGCCGAGACUUUUGCCCAACGGUGAAUGUCCAGCAUUCCCCAAUCACUAUUCAUCGCUCGGGGAAGAAGUACGGCUUCACCCUGAGAGCGAUCCGGGUCUACAUAGGGGACAGCGAUGUUUACAGCGUGCAUCACAUGGUCUGGCAUGUUGAGGAUGGAGGCCCCGCCCAUGAUGCUGGCCUUAAAGCUGGUGACCUCAUCACUCAUGUAAAUGGGGAGUCAGUCCACGGCCUGGUCCAUACGGAGGUGGUGGAGCUCAUCCUCAAGAGUGGAAACAAAGUCACAGUCACAACUACUCCAUUUGAGAACACUUCCAUAAAAGUGGGCCCCGCACGCAAGUCCAGCUACAAAUCCAAGAUGGCGCGGCGCAGCAAGAGGACGGGAGUCAAGGACGGACAGGAUAAGAAGCGCAGCUCCUUGUUCAGGAAAAUCACAAAGCAGUCCAACUUUCUCCACACCAGCCGCAGCCUCUCCUCUCUGAAUCGUUCCCUGUCCUCGGGAGACAGCCUCCCAGGAUCCCCCACCCACAGCUUGUCCGCGCGCUCUCCCACGCAGAGCUACCGCUCCACACUGGAAUCCUCUUACCUAGGCACAUCCUCCCAGAGCAGCUCCCCAGCGUCCAGCACCCCCAACUCCCCCGCAACGUCUCACCACAUGAGGCCCAGCUCCCUCCACGGUCUGUCCCCCAAACUGCACCGCCAAUACCGCUCGGCACGCUGCAAAUCUGCUGGCAACAUCCCACUGUCCCCUCUGGCCCACACCCCGUCCCCAACCACCUCCUCCCCUCCACCUCUUGCUGGCCACACAGUGGGGAGCUCCAACACCACCCAAACGUUUCCCGCCAAGCUGCAUUCCUCGCCUCCCGUCGCCCGCCCUCGUCCCAAAAGCGCUGAGCCGCCAAGGUCCCCCCUGCUGCAGCGGGUUCAAUCUGCAGAGAAACUGGGAGCGCCCAUCCAGCCUUCCUCCUCUUCCUCGUCAUCGUCACCUUCUCCUCUAACAGGGGGCGUGUCUUUACGUAAGCAUAGCUUGGAGGUGAGCCACGGGGAUUACAGGAGAGAGUCUUUCCACUGUGAACACAGCCUGCAGAGUCUGCUGGAGAUAGAAGGGGAGAAUGGACCUGCUCCACCAUCUCCAUCCACAUCCUCUUCUCCGUCUCCUCCUUUGGGAGCAGACAUAGGAGGCACCAAUCAGGUGAGGAGGCUGGGGAGGCAGGAGUCGCCUCUCAGCAGAGAUGCACUCGUAACGGCAAAAGACAAAGACGUGUCAGCGUCGGACCUCUCUGAGAACACGGUUCCCCCUGCAGAGUCUAAAACUGGUGUCGUGGAAGUGAAUAAACAAUCGUCCGCUGCUGAUGCUAAAAGCGCAGGACGUUCAGCCGCGGCUGAGAUGAAGUCUUGCACUUCACCGACAGAAAAUACUUCCAGUGCUUCAGGUUCUGAGGCAGGAGUGUGCCAGAGAAGAUCUAGCUCUGCUCCGUUCACACUAAAGGGUCUGCAGCAGAGUGCUCCGACUGACUCUGGACCUGCAGCUAAAGCUCGGGAGAUGGCAGAGGACAAGGAGAAAGGUCCUGCAGGCGUGAACAAGGCCAGCACGUGGAAAGCAUCAGCAGCAGAUCAGUCCAAACCCUGCAAAGGCUCUGAUGCUGGAGAGAAAGUGACUGAAAAAACGUCAAAUUCAACAAAAACCAAAGGACCCGCGCCCCCAACCCCAGCCCAGCUCCAAACAGCCAGACACAGAGCAGAGAGACCCACACCCAGCACCCGAAACGCCAGAGAGGAGAAGGCUCACCUGGAGGUCCUGGACGAGAACCCCACGUCCCCCUCCUCAGCCUCACUCCCCUUCAGCAAGUCCCAGUCCGUCUCCCCCGGUGAUAAAACCAGCUUCGUCACUCAGCUGACGAGCGUGGCCAAAACUGUCCUCGGGCCGAUGAAGGGAGCCUCGCAGGAGGGGAGCAAGGUGAAGGACGCCUCAAAGACAGUGGAGGAGAAGAAGGGAGGCUCAGGAGGGAAGACAGACGCGUCAACCGGGGGGGGAGUGCGACGUGGAGGUCAAGGCACUGCUUCAGCCAGCGCUGGCGCCGCACACUCAGAUAAAAGUUGGAGCUCCAAGCAUCACUCGUGAUAAAAACAUCGGUAGCAUCUCGUGACUUCAUAGGGACUCAGAAUACAUGUAGACUAAAUACGUCGUCAUGGAGACAAGUGCGCUAUGUUCAUCACAUGUGUAUAAUGUACAUACAAAUGCAUAAAUCCUAAUGCAUGUCUGACAAUAAAAAUACUAAAUAUUUUAAAAAUAGUUAAGAAAUACCUUGAGAACACUGUGAACAACUUCUGAACGCAACACAAGAACAAGUGGAAUUCUGCUAAAUGAUAAAUGACCCGCACUUGUACAGCGCCUCUCAGCGGAAGGACUCCAAAGCGCUUUACUCUACAGUGUAUCGUUCAUCCAUUCACACACACACUCACACACUGGUGGGGAUGAACUACGAUGUAGCCACAGCUGCCCUGGGGCGCACUGACGGAGGCGCCACCGGUCCCUCCGAGCACCACCAGCAGGCAAGGUGGGUUAAGUGUCUUGCCCAAGGACACAACAGCAGAGUUCUCUGUCCGGAGCCGGGAUCGAACCUGCAACCUUCCGAUUACUGGACAACCCGCUCAACCUGUUGAGCUACUGCUGCCCCUGGGCUAAAGACCCAUUAGUGCACACGCACACGUUAUGCUUACUGUCAUUAAGCGCCUCAAGAUAAAAAUCAUGAGGCGCUUCACAAAAACAAAAAAUUUUGAAUUUUAAAAAGAUUUUUAAAAAUGGUUGAAAGUGUUUAAUGACAAAGAAAAUUAAAAUUGUGAUUAAAAAAUGUAAGGAAAGGGAGUGAGAAAAGGACCAGGAACGAGUUUAUUUACUCAUUUAGCAAAGUGAUCCAAGUCAACCUGGACCUGUGCGAAAACGUGACCGACCUCCAGACGUUUGACUAGAAACAACUCUGAGUCUGCAGCUGGUAGCACUGGUGUGUCACUACGAGAAGGUUGCAGGUUUAAAUCCCAGCUGUGGUGUUUCUGCGUGGAGUUAGCAUGUUCUUCCCAUGCAGGUGUGGGUUUUCUCCUGGUCCUCUGGUUUCUUCCCACAGAACAAACUCUGCAUGCCAGGUUGGUUGGCACCCCCAGUUGUCCCUAGGUGAGUGAGUGUGUGUGUGACUGGUUGACUGUCUCUGAGUGUCCCUGUGAGGGACUGGAGACCUGUCCAGGGUGUCCCCCACCUCUCACCUGAGGACUACAGGAGUUAGACACCAGGUCCAUUUGACCCUACUGGAGGGCCUGUUUAAGGACAAAGGUCAUUCAUGGUUACAGCAGGUGGUCCAGGUCUUGAAGCUCCAGACCAUCACACUACCACCACCAUGUCCGACUGUUGUCUCCAGAUUGAGUGGGGUACACUCCUAUCAGAAUGUUCUCAGAUAAUUUACCCAGAAGUCUUUGUGGUCCCUUUUGCCCCUGGCUCCUUCUUGGCUGUUGAUCAAUGACAUCAUGCCUUAACCAUGUGACUCCUGCAGAGCUGGAGAUGUUCUGGGUUAUUCCGUUCUUCAGGGUGGGACAUGAUGUGUUGCUUUUUGAGAUCUUUUAGCCUACCUCACGACGUCAGACGGGUUCUACUGAAGUGAUUCCUGAUUCUGCAGCUCUGGUAGUGACCGGAUCUGGGCGUGGCUAACGGGACGGCUUUAGAGACUUUUCUGCUGUUUUCCCUCAACGACUGAAAUCAUCAUUGGCUUUAUUUGUUUACUCAGAUUGAGAUUUCUUUGCUGUUUGAAAACAUUUAGGUGUGAAAUAAUGCAAAAACAAGAAAUCGGCAUCAGGGCAGGCUUUGUUUACUUCAAGAGGACAAACAGAUUUUGAUGCAGUGAAGAAUAUAAAAAUGAAACUGGACCAAUAAACCAACAUUUUUGCAGAACUGUAGUAAAUUAGAUUUUCGUUCGUUUGUUUGUUUGUUUGUGUCAGAUCUGUUUAAGGGCUUUUAGAGGGCUUGAAAGGGCAGAUUCAACUAAUUUGGACAGGGACACUAUGCAAUGUGCUGCCAAUGUCGCUGUUUUAUUUGGUGUCAUUAUUACGUUUACAUUGUGAUCUAGACGAGAAAAGGAAAACAAUGGUUCCGUGUCUGCUGGUCGUAGUCAAACGUGCAGUUGUGUGUCGGUAUAUAAAUGUGUGGUGAUGAGGCGAAGUGGCUGAAGAUCUCAUUCGUUCACCUUUUCUAAUUCCACUGAGGUUUGUUGUAGAUUAGAUGUGUUCUCGUUUGGGAAUCCUGUCAAGUUAAUUUUGUAUUUAAAUAUUGGAACAAUAUGCAAUCCAUCAGUGCCCGGCUGUCGGUGAAAUCUAUAAUAGGCCAAGUGUUGUAGAUGUGUGGAGAGUGUCUUAGUGGUGUGGUCUUAUUUGUUGUUGGGGUGUGUAGUUUUGAAGCAUCAAGCAGCAGACCUGUCUUAGUCUGCCACCUAGUGGACAACAUCACACAUGACACCGUGAGUUUUAGGGUCUGAAGAAACAUUCACGUGCAGUUUACCUUCUUUCUAGAAAUCUUUCCAGUAAAUAGUUUAUAAUAAUGAUGCAGAAUUUGUCCAAAAUUGACUCAUUUGUACCAUUUUUUGUUAAAGAGAUUUCAUUUAUCCCUUAUUUAGAUGUUUUAAGUAGGCGUGGACCCAACAGUCCCAAAUGAAACUGCAGUGUUUCUGUGUGUAAUGUGACAAAUUUGCACUUUAUGUGGUGUCAGAUAUUUGUAUUUAUUUCUAUCUGUGUCUUUUUUAUGUUUUUAUAAAUAUUUAAGCUAUUUAUUGAAAAUGUUAACAUGUAUUUAUUAAUUGUCGACAGUACUGGUGACAAAUUUAGGAUCAUCAUUAAAAUAAUACUCAGAUUUUUUUUUUGCAUAUCAGACAACCUGCAUGGCUGACUUUGAUCUGACCUCUCAUUCGCUGAAGUUGUAGGAUAAAAGUGAUGUCACGUCUGUGUUUGUCCAAGUGUUUGACUCUUUUUAUAACAUCGCUGCAUAAUCAUCAGCCACCGUUGUGAAUAAUGUGGGUCAAAGAGGCCAGUAGAGAAGAAAAGGAAUAAAAUGCUCUAAAAAUCA